AAAUAAAUAACUUGUUUCUGUUUUCUAUUUUAUUUUCGUCUCAUGUUUUCUAGAUCAUCAGAUCAAAGAAGCAUGCACAAAUCAGCGAGCUGGAGCAGGGUGUCGGAUGACUACUUCAAGGGCUCUGUGUCGGGGCUGAGAAUGUCACCGAUGGCCACGGCAACAGAAAGCAACAACCACCUGCCUUUGUAUGACAACGCUAUCAUGGAUGUGCCUAAGAAGGAAAAAUCUCGAACCAAGUUCGCUGAGAAUGCUGUUCACGUCAUUCCUUUUGUGUUGCUUGUAUGCGCCUUGAUUCUUUGGUUAUUUUCUAAUCCAGAUGUGGAAGUAGGAAUGAGGGGGGAUUCAAUGGCAUCGAGAAUUGAAGGACUGACCAUCGACGGCGACAUUGACAACGACAGCGAUGGUACCCAGACAGGCUUUUUGCCGCUCUUGGAUGCCGGCGACGUGGAAGAAAGCAAGCAAGAUUCCCAGGACAACAGGAAAUUGGGGAAGAAAUUAAGUUUAAACGCCGCUGUUUCCCAGUUUCGCUAGCCUUUUUUUUGCGAUAUUAUUUUUUUUUCUCUUUUUUUUUUAAUGUUCUUAUUUUUAUCGUCUUUGUACUUUUGUCCCCAUUGAAAAUAGAAAAAAAAAAAAGGAAAAAAAAAUGUUUUGUGGCUAUUUUUAAUUUUUUUGGGAUCAUUUUUAUUAGCUUUCUAAUGAAUUCAUAAUCUAGCA
Molecule: messenger RNA, 717 nt
Organism: Rubroshorea leprosula
Lineage: Eukaryota; Viridiplantae; Streptophyta; Magnoliopsida; Malvales; Dipterocarpaceae
Source: the annotation of a GenBank genome assembly